GGAAUACCACUCCGCAGACGGAUGGAGCGUCCGAGCGUAAGAUCCGAUCCUGCGUGCAAGUUAUGCGGAGUAUGGUCAGUCCCGACCAAAAGGACUGGACGCAGCACAUACCAAUGACGGAGUUUGCGCUGAACUCGAGCAUAAACCGCUCAACUGGCUUCGCGCCCUUCGAGCUCACGUACGGAUACCUGCCGAGGAUAUUGACGGGCAUACAGCCGCGUGCUCUCGACUCGCCCGGCGUCCGUUCGUUUGCGCAACAGGCAAUACGUACGCUGGCGAUGGCCCACGACGCAAUCAUUUCUGCUCGCGUAAUUAGCACAACGGACGCUAACAAACGGAGAAAGGAUGAGCCGUACCUUCGCAAAGGGAUGUAUGCGUACCUAUCCACCGCAGACCUGUCCAUCCCUAAGGACCGAGCUCGGAAACUGGUACCACCAUGGGUGGGCCCUUACCUAGUUAUCGGGGAACACAAGGAAACGUCAACUUACACCUUGAAUCUGCCAGAUGAACUGGCGCAGCGCCAGCUGCACCCCACGUUUCAUGUCUCGAAAUUACGGCCCGCCGAGCCGAAUGACGAGAAGCUCUUCCCAAAACGGGACCUGAAGUUCAUAUAUGACUUCGGGGCGCCGGAUGAGAACGAGCUGUUCGUAGAACGAAUAGUAACCCACCGCUGGAUGGGGAAUCGCGUUGAGUUCCUGGUGCACUGGGUUAACUCAGAACCCAGUUGGGAACCGUACCAGCAGGUACGCAACCUGGAGAAGUUGGAUGAGUACUUCGCGCUCCAAAACGUGAAGGACUGGAAACACUUGCCGAAAACGGAUUGA
This is a messenger RNA of Peniophora sp. CBMAI 1063, 824 nucleotides long. The record is from the annotation of a GenBank genome assembly. NCBI's taxonomy places the organism in Eukaryota, Fungi, Basidiomycota, Agaricomycetes, Russulales, Peniophoraceae.